Messenger RNA from Pseudovirgaria hyperparasitica, 1920 nucleotides. RefSeq names its product cytochrome P450. The transcript has a single exon. Gene Ontology annotation, molecular function: monooxygenase activity; oxidoreductase activity, acting on paired donors, with incorporation or reduction of molecular oxygen; heme binding. The coding region runs from base 340 to 1920 and encodes 526 amino acids. Lineage: Eukaryota; Fungi; Ascomycota; Dothideomycetes; Acrospermales; Acrospermaceae. The record is from RefSeq and is a predicted model, not a curated record.
GUUUGUUUGUUCCAGGAUUGUGGUGAGGAGCAACAGAGGAGGAGUUCAGGAUGAUGGACUCACUUCCACCCAGCGGCUGUGUCAGUUCACCCGACCCCGACUACAACUACAACAACUCACAGGUCACGACUCGGUGUGAAGGAGGGAUAAAGAGCAUCGGCUUGACGUCAGGCUUGUUCUGGUGCCGUAACAACACCAUCAUCAUUAUCAUCUACCGCUACUUGAGAGAUACCUCGACCUCACCUCGACCUCACGGACCUCUCCUCUGCUACAGCCGGAUGCCUUCAUAAGUCUCUUCAACUCUCUCCUCGACGCCUCAACGCCUCCACGACUAUCAAGAUGGCCAAUUCCAUCUACGAAUACCUCUCCAAGGCACCGCUCUGGCUGCUUGUCGUCGUCGCCCUCGUCCUUGCUCGUCAUCUGUCUCAAGUCUACGCCAGAUAUCGCAUCAGACAGCUAGGCUUCCAGGCGCCCCGACGCGUCUCCUACUUCCCCUUUUCUCUCGACUUUGUCGUCCAGGGUGUGCGCCAUGCCAUCAAGCAUGAGAACCUGGCCAUGUGGAACCGCAUCAUGCGCGAGUAUGGCAACCCGAAGAACCCAUGGACCGUCGAAGCAAACGCUGCCGGCCAACGUGUGAUCCUCACUGCGGACCCGGACAACGUCAAGGCUAUCCUCGCCACUCAAUUCAGCGACUAUGGGAAGGGCAAGACGUUCAACGAAGAAUGGCAUCCGUUCCUCGGGGACUCCAUCUUUACCACCGACCACGGCCAGUGGCACCAGAGCCGCCAGCUCAUCCGUCCGCAAUUCGUCAAAGACCGGCUCAGCGACAUCCACGUCUUCGAGAAACACUUCCAAGCCCUCCUCCCCCACCUCGGCGGCCAGGGCCAGAAAAUCGACAUUGCAGACCUCUUCUUCCGCUUCACCCUCGACGCCGCCACCGACUUCCUCCUCGGCCACAGCGUCGACUCGCUCGACAACGCCCAAACCCGCUUCUCCACCGCCUUUGCCGAAGUCCAGCGCAUCCAGUCGCUCAUCUCCCGCAUGGGCCCCAUCAACUGGAUGAUGCCGCGCAAGGCCUACAACGAGCACCUCCGCACCCUCAACGAAUUCGUCAACCCCUUCAUCGAACGCACCCUCCGCCUCUCCCCCCAGGAAAUCGAAGAAAAGGGCAAAUCCGACGACGGCUACACCUUCCUCCACGCCCUCGCCGGCCACACGCGCGACCGCAAAGUGCUCCGCGACCAGCUCAUCGCCGUCCUGCUCGCCGGCCGCGACACCACCGCCUGCACCCUCUCCUGGCUCUUCUACGAGCUCUCCAACAGCCCCGCCACCGUCGCCAAACUGCGCGCCGAAAUCAAAGACGUCGUCGGCUUCUCCGCCACACCCACCUACGCGAACCUCAAAUCCAUGAAAUACCUCCAGUACACCCUCAACGAAACCCUCCGCCUCUACCCCGUCGUGCCCUACAACGUCCGCGUCGCCCUCAAGGACACCACCUUGCCCUCCGGCGGCGGGCCCACAGGUACCUCCCCCAUCGGCGUCCUCGCAGGCACCCCCGUCGGCUACAGCACCCUCGUCAUGCAGCGCCGCCCAGACAUCUACCCGCCUACCUCCCCCGAUUUCGCACCCCCUGAAUCCUUCUCCCCCGACCGCUGGGCCAAGUGGACCCCGAAGAGCUGGUCGUAUAUCCCCUUUAACGGCGGCCCGCGCAUCUGUAUCGGUCAGCAGUUUGCACUCACGGAGAUGGGAUACACGGUUGUGCGCAUUUUGCAGCGCGUCCAGCGCGUGCAGAAUCUGGGUACGGGUGUGCCGAAGUUGAAGGCGGAGAUUGUGUUGCAGCCUGAGGGCGGGAUUCAGGUUGGGCUGUGGGAGGGGGAGGGGGAUGGGGACGGGGAGGGGGUGGGGGAGAAGAGCGGCUAG